UUUACUCCUUGUUUGACCAGGGAUACAAUAGGUCAAAAACCUGGUAAAGGAAUAACAAAGAUCUCCUCAUUUGGGACAUCAUUGGUAUCUGGUUCUUUCCAGUCAUAAAAGGAGAUAGCAACUUGUAGCCACCUGUGAGUAGCCUUUAUCUGCCACCAAAAACCGAACACAAGACACCUGUUUGCUCCUCAUAUCUCGGCAACCUUUAUCUGCUUUCUGUUUUCUUGCAGGGUGUAAUAAAAUAGAAGACAUAGGAGGAAAAUGGGUUCUCUUUUUAGUUCUACCAAAAAGACUAAAGAAGAAAUUGAAAUGGCACUUAACAAAGCCAAAGACCUCUCUAACUCUGCUCCUGUUGUCGUUUUCAGCAAAACCUACUGUGGGUAUUGCAAUAGGGUGAAGCAGCUGCUGACACAGCUAGGAGCAAAUUUCAAGAUUAUUGAACUGAAUGAGGAGGCUGAUGGAGACGAUAUUCAAGCAGCUUUAGCCCAGUGGACUGGCCUAAGGACUGUUCCUAAUGUGUUUAUUGGUGGUAAACACAUUGGUGGCUGCGACAGCACGCUGGAUAAGUACCAAAAGGGGGAGCUGUUGCCUCUUCUCAAUGAUGCUGGCGCUAUUGCUAACAACUCUGCUCAGCUGUGAAUGGCCUCAACUGUCAACUAUGGAUGGUCAUGUGGAACUAGAAAGACGAAAAUAAAAGGUGUCCCGCAUGUUGUGCAAGGAACAAAUAGUUCAUAAGAAAACAUAUGUUUUUCCUGUUAUAUGUUGAUCUUAAUAAAUAUUAUGAUUUGAAUUUCAA
This is a messenger RNA of Ricinus communis (castor bean), 796 nucleotides long. RefSeq names its product glutaredoxin. NCBI's taxonomy places the organism in Eukaryota, Viridiplantae, Streptophyta, Magnoliopsida, Malpighiales, Euphorbiaceae. The record is from RefSeq and is a predicted model, not a curated record. Gene Ontology annotation, molecular function: glutathione disulfide oxidoreductase activity. The transcript has 4 exons. Gene Ontology annotation, biological process: cellular response to oxidative stress. Gene Ontology annotation, cellular component: cytoplasm. The coding region runs from base 262 to 639 and encodes 125 amino acids.